Pararge aegeria (speckled wood butterfly) is the source of this 979-nucleotide messenger RNA. It is a transcript of the gene sni, whose product is annotated as C-factor. The record is from RefSeq and is a predicted model, not a curated record. The transcript is spliced from 5 exons. Bases 155 to 889 code for a protein of 244 amino acids. Lineage: Eukaryota; Metazoa; Arthropoda; Insecta; Lepidoptera; Nymphalidae.
GGAAAUUGUUAAACAGUGUCAUUUUGACGUGAAAGAAGUGAAGUGACAGAGACAGAAAAAAACACUCUUUAAAACUUUUACUUGCGUAAAGGUAGUGUUUCAGACUUCCAGCUCAAAUAUAUAGAAAGUUAGUACAAGAUCCAGUGUUCUCACAAUGAAAUCUGUUUUAAUCACUGGAGCAAACAGAGGCCUGGGACUGGGUAUGGUGAAAUACCUCACAAAACACAACAAGGCCGAAAAUAUAUUCGCGACUUGUCGAACUACUUCUGAGGAAUUAAAAAACGUUGCCCAGGAGUACAAAAAUCUUCACAUUUUACAUUUAGAUGUUAAAAAUACCACAAAUUAUGUAGAUCUAUCACCCCAGAUCUCAAAAGUAAUGGGGACUCAAGGUUUGAAUUUGCUUAUAAAUAAUGCUGGAAUUAGCACAAAAUUCACUAAAUUAAAUCUGGUAAAAGCAGAACAGUUAUUAGAAAACCUUACAGUCAACACUAUCGCGCCAAUAAUGCUGACCAAGGCUCUUAUUCCGCUUUUGAAACAAGCUGCUGAACUAAACAAGGACAAGCCCGUUAGUGCUUACAGAGCUGCUGUAAUAAAUAUGAGUUCUGUUCUUGGAUCCAUUGCCCAGAACGAUCAAGGAGGCUUCUACCCUUAUAGAUGUUCCAAGGCAGCACUAAAUGCUGCAACUAAAUCGAUGAGUAUUGAUCUGAAAAAAGAUCAAAUCCUUGUUGCGUCAAUGCAUCCGGGUUGGGUGAAAACCGAUAUGGGUGGCAAAAACGCACCCUUAGAUGUUGAAACUAGCGUAUCUGGCAUAUUCGAAACCGUCGGCAAGCUCGGAGAGGCAGACAGUGGAAAGUUCUUACAGUACGAUGGAACUGAGCUACCUUGGUGAACGAAAAACCAAUUCACAAAUCAAUUUAAGGAACUUUAUUUUUGAGCAAAGGUUUUUAUACAAACUUAAAAUAAAAAAAUCUUAACAAUA